UUUAUUUUAGUGGUUGCGAAACUGUCAAAUCUACAGAGAUGAAUGAAUGAGUAGGCCCGCAUAUUACUAUUUUCGUUUUUCCUGUUUUAUUUACAGUUUACUAUUUGUAUUACAUGUUUAGAUAUAAGUGAAAGAGUGCCUUAUCUAUAUAGUCAAUAUAAUUUUGUGCUGGAGUGAGAUAUAUUUGAGAAAUCAUGGAGGAUAUAUUUCAGUGGUGUCGCGAAGGCAAUGCCUUACAAGUGAGGGUUUGGCUGGAUGAUAUCGAGCAUGAUUUCAACCAAGGUGAUGACCACGACUUCAGCCCGCUCCACUGGGCUUGCAAAGAGGGCCACCAGAAGAUCGUAGAGAUGCUGAUCAAGAGGGGCGCCCGGAUCAAUGUCACUAAUAUGGGUGAUGACACGCCCCUGCAUCUGGCCUCUGCCCAUGGACACCGAGCUAUAGUGCAAUUGCUCCUACAAAACCGCGUGGAUGUGAACUUCACCAAUGCCCACGGCAACUCGCCACUCCACUACGCUUGCUUCUGGGGCUACCAGCCCAUCGCCGAGGACCUGGUGAUGGCCGGGGCCUUGGUGUCUCUGGCUAAUAGGGAUGGAGAUACACCACUGGAUAAAACCAGAGGCCAAAUGGUUCAAAGACUGCACGAGCUAGCGAUCCAACAAGGACAGGAGAUGAAGAAGAUUCAAUUCAAGGACCAAUCUUGGCUAGGAACCCGGACCAGGUCGAGAGAUGCAACUCUUUCGCGUCACAAGGGCAUCAACAUAAGCGAGCUGUCGCUACACACUCGCAUGGCAGUCACACCCUCAGGUGAAACCUGGCGCGGCCGCUGGCAGAAGAACGACAUCGUGGCAAAGAUACUAGCCGUCCGCGAGUGUACGCCUCGCAUACAGCGCGAUUUCAACGAGGAGUUCCCGAAACUCAGGAUAUUCUCGCACCCCAACAUACUGCCCGUGGUCGGAUGCUGCACCUCCCCCCCAUCCCUCGUGGUGAUCUGCCAGUACAUGUCGUGGGGCUCGCUGUACGCGCUGCUGCACGGCGCGGGCCGCGUGGUGGUGGACGCGGCGGCGGCGCUGCGGCUCGCGCACGACGUGGCGAAGGGGAUGGCGUAUCUGCACUCGCUGCAGAAGGACAAGGACCACCAGCUGCCGUUGUACCAGCUUAAUAGUCGGCAUGUUAUGAUCGACGAGGACAUGACGGCGCGCAUCAACAUGGCGGACUCGAAGUUCUCGUUCCAGGAGCGCGGGCGCUGCUACCAGCCCGCGUGGCUCGCGCCCGAGGCGCUGCAGCGGCCCCGCGCCAAGCGCAACGCCGAGGCCUGCGACAUGUGGAGCUUCGCCGUGCUGCUGUGGGAGCUGGCCACCAGAGAGGUUCCCUUCGCGGACUUAUCGCCGAUGGAGUGCGGCAUGAAGAUCGCCCUCGAGGGGCUCCGCGUGGCCAUCCCCCCCGGCGUGUCCCCCCACAUCGCCAAACUCAUCCGCAUCUGCAUGAACGAGGAUAUCGGCAAGCGGCCCUCCUUCAACAUGAUACUGCCGAUUCUUGAGAAAAUGAACAAGUAAAAAAACCCAAACCACAAAUUUUUAUAACCCAGCUUUAACUGUCCCCUUCCCCAAAACACAGUCCCGUACACUCAUUUUUAAUUUUCAUAAGCAUGGUAUUACUGGGAACUAGUUUGUCUAAUUAGGUUAUUUGGGGAAGUGUGACUGUUAUUUGUCUGUUGUAUCUUCUAUCCAACAGAUUUUUUUGAGAUGCGGAAACCCAACCAUUUUUUUUUAAAUAUUUCUAUGCAUUCUGCACGAACGAAGAUAUCGGCAAGCGGCCCUCCUUGAACAUGAUACUUUCUUCUAUUCUUGAGAAAAUGAGCAAGUAAAAA
This is a messenger RNA of Cydia splendana, 1867 nucleotides long. It is a transcript of the gene Ilk, whose product is annotated as integrin-linked protein kinase. Bases 195 to 1553 code for a protein of 452 amino acids. The record is from RefSeq and is a predicted model, not a curated record. Lineage: Eukaryota; Metazoa; Arthropoda; Insecta; Lepidoptera; Tortricidae. Gene Ontology annotation, biological process: signal transduction; protein phosphorylation. Gene Ontology annotation, molecular function: protein binding; ATP binding; protein kinase activity. Gene Ontology annotation, cellular component: cytoplasm. The transcript has 8 exons.